Panicum hallii is the source of this 1807-nucleotide messenger RNA. RefSeq names its product RNA-binding protein 38-like. The record is from RefSeq and is a predicted model, not a curated record. NCBI's taxonomy places the organism in Eukaryota, Viridiplantae, Streptophyta, Magnoliopsida, Poales, Poaceae. Bases 335 to 1210 code for a protein of 291 amino acids. The transcript has 8 exons. Gene Ontology annotation, molecular function: RNA binding.
UCUCUCUGUGUGUCGCGCGGGUUCUUUCGCGAGCACCCCGCGGUUCCUCACCAACAUCCGGCUCCCUUCCUCCCCCCCGCCCCUCUCCCGCGUAAUCCAACCGCUAAUAAUAACCGCUCCUCCGAUUAGGGCCAUCCCCACCGCUAUAAUUACGCCCCCCGCCUGCGCGCGCGGGCCUAUCAGCCCUAGCUAAGCUAACCCGGCCGCCUCCGCUGCUCGCCUCCUCACUCGCGCGCGUGUCGUGGUCGUGUCUAGUCAGCUGCUAGCUAGGGUUAGGGUUUGCUGCUGCUGCUGCUGCGCGCGCGUGCAUGCGCGUGGGCUGGGCGCGGCAGGGAUGACGCCGCAGCGGUCGCCGGCGGGGGCCGGAGGAGCCGGAGGAGGAGGAGGAGGAGGGGGAGCGGGAGGUGGCGGCGGGGGCACGCCGGCGCUGCACUACCUGAGCGCGCCGUACGGGGACACCACCUUCACCAAGGUCUUCGUGGGGGGCCUCGCGUGGGAGACGCGCAGCGAGGGGCUGCGCGCGCACUUCGAGGUGUACGGGGACAUCCUCGAGGCCGUCGUCAUCACCGACCGAACCACGGGCCGCUCCAAGGGCUACGGAUUCGUAACCUUCCGGGACCCAGAAUCCGCGAGGAUGGCCUGCAUGGACCCGUACCCGGUUAUUGAUGGGCGGCGCGCUAAUUGCAAUCUCGCCAUCUUGGGGAGGCCUGGUCCAGCUGUGCCUUUCGUAGCACCUGUAAGGCCGGUCAUCCCAUACAAUGGAGGUGUGGCGGUUCCAGGGGGCAUGUAUGUGCAAAGCCCAACAUAUCAGCAACCCCCUUACAACUACUCACAGGCCUUUGUAUAUCCUUCUUAUGGGCCAUCAACAUAUGGACCUGAAUACUUAUAUCAGCAGAAUGCAUAUGGUCCAUAUGUUGGACAACAGUAUGUUCCAGUUUAUGGUGGUCCCAGGACAGUAGGCCCAGCAGUCUACCCGUAUGGGCAGUUUGGCCAACCUGUACCAAGUGAUCAUGCUUAUUCUCCUGGUUAUGCACCAAGUCAUGUUCUCCCACUAUCAAAUCAGAAUGUUAAUGCUGCAAAUGUUGUGCGCAUGCCACCUGUUCAGCAACAAUUUCCUCCAGGAGGCCCACACCCUCAGCAACAGAUUUUGGUCCCUGCUCGUGCACCACCAUUCCCACAGAACAACAUUUCUGAACAAGCAUCGGGCUGACAAGGAUGCCAGAAAGUGACAAUUUGAGGUAUCCUAUAGGCUGCAGCAGGACUAAGAACAGCAGAACCGCUAAAUUGGGCGGCAUGCUUCUUUUUCUUGCAAACUGUUUUCUUUUGCACUCUAAAGGUUGUCCGUAUUCAUGGUUACCUGAAUUGUUAUAAUGUGAACGUCUGUGAUCUGUCCCGCCGGAUGGGGCAGGAAAAUGCUGAGAAACUGAAGAUGAAGCCACUCUUGCUCAGCUUCUGUCAGUGUCUGUACAUUCCCCAUCUCCUGCCAGAAAUUCUGAUAGCUGGUGGUCUGUGCCCGGACCAAGUGGAUGCUGGAAUUGGAGUCCGGCCUCCAACCUGUGUAUAAUAUAGGUCAUGUAGGUCCAAAUCGUAGAGCAGGUCCAUUCUUUCGAACAUCUGGUUGUGUAUAUACAUUCCUCUUUGUCCUUUUCAGUAUCUUCAGUGCAUGUUUUCAUGUCGCAUUAGGGUAUAGGUCUUUCAGCGUCAUUGUAUCGUCGGUGGGUCUUAGUACAUUAUUAUCCUGAAACUGUAAAAUUAUAUAUCACCUAUGUCAACUGUAAUCAAAUAAUGACAGCCCUAUCCUGGGAAA